Pseudozyma hubeiensis SY62 is the source of this 648-nucleotide messenger RNA. Its product is annotated as MYG1 protein. The record is from RefSeq and is a predicted model, not a curated record. The coding region runs from base 1 to 648 and encodes 215 amino acids. The transcript has a single exon. Lineage: Eukaryota; Fungi; Basidiomycota; Ustilaginomycetes; Ustilaginales; Ustilaginaceae.
AUGGCUUGCGUGGAGCUGCUUGACAGGCCAAAAAGCUUAAACUCCGGUCGUGUCACUGCGGCAGCCACGCAUUGGACCCUGACGGGACGUUCGGCAAUCCAGCGACGCCUAUGGAUCGGUGUGGAUGCUCAGAGAUGCACACAGAAAGCGCUCGAAACGAGCUCUCUGCACCGCUCUGGACCCUGUAUGGCGCUUCCAGAGACCCGUGGAACUUCUCAGCCUUUGAACGCGGGGCAAGGUCGAAAUUUCCAUGACUUGCAUGGCUUCACACAAGAAGCUUCUCGCAAUUUCCGCGAAAAUUUAAAAAUGUCCACUGACACAGAUCUGCCCAGUCGCCACGCUUCAUCGACCCGAUUCGAGAAGAGGGGGCUGUUAGAUCGACAAAUCCGGGUCAUGCUCGUUCCGAAGCAGUCGGCACCAUGGUGCAUGCUUCGCCGAAGAGACGUGCUGCACACAAAAGGGAUCCGAUGCACCUCGAAAACGAUGGUGCCCGAAGCGCACAGCGCAAUUCCGGGGCGCGCUUGCAUGACUAGUGCAAAUCCAAGGCAUCACCUGCAGAGAAGAGAGUUGGCAAGCAGUGCUUUGCAUUGUGAUGGCAAGAACCUUGACUUCGUGUUGCUCGUCUUCUGGUCAACCGAGCUUUCGUAG